Molecule: messenger RNA, 522 nt
Organism: Peronospora matthiolae
Lineage: Eukaryota; Oomycota; Peronosporomycetes; Peronosporales; Peronosporaceae
Source: the annotation of a GenBank genome assembly
AUGAGUGUGCCGCCCCCGGCCGGCCGGCGCGAGAGAGAUGGGAGAUCGUACGCCAGCGUGACGCAGAAACGCCCGAAGUUCCGUCUGUUCGCUUUGUGCAUUGUCGCCAUACUGUGUGUGGGUGUGAACCGCACUUCUCCGUACUCGAUACAGGACCAUGAGAGUGUGUCGCCAAGUGUUGCCUUGUCACGAGCAAAACUUGCGCGAUUGAGCUCGUACAUGACCUUGCGUCGGUCAAGUAGCCACGACAUGUUUGCCAUUACGCGUGCUCGAGCCACCUCGUAUAGAAGCGACCGUUACGAAUUUUGUUUAAGGCCUUUCGUUGCGAAUUGUGCCGUCCAUUGCCGUUCGCGCGUCGACCGUUAUUAUCCUGUCGACCGUUGGGCUCCUGUCGACGUUGUGUGUGACCAUUACCUUUGCUACAAAACGUUCCGCCCGCAUCUUCACCGUCGUCAAGUCACUUCCUCUAGCUUGUUCUGCACUCGCCACCACGACCGCACCAGCCCCGGUCGCCCAGAUUGA